AUGUAUUUCUGUGUACCGGGCGCUGGCAUCCUUUUAAACGGAUAUGUCCUUUUUCGGCUUAUCAAAGUGGCCAGAAAGAGUGUUGUGCGGUUUGAAACAACCUCUGGUCUACCGCUUGCGGCGAUGUCGAUUGGAGAUUCGAUAACGUUGCUUAGUCUAUUAACACAGGUUAUAAUCCACAUCAUUCCCAAGCAAAAUGUCCCCAUAUUUAUUUUCACUGCUAUUUGCAAGGGUGGUGUUUACCUUAUCCAUACUACCUCUGCAUUUUCUGUUUGGUGUUGGCUAGUACUUUCAGUGCUUCGUUAUACAGCUGUCUUUCAUCCAAUAAAGUAUCGAACGAUAUGGAGACAACCUCGGAAUGCGUUAAAAGUUUUGGCAGUUUCAAUCUGCAUAUUUGAAUCCUGGAUAUUGUUAUUCGUCACUUAUCAUGAGAGUGAACAAGAGAAAGGAUGCUCCGAGCAUGACGACAUCGACGCGCGGAAUAUCAAGUUUGCUCAUUUGGGCGACAUUUUUCUAUUCUACGCGAUUCCAUCGCUGCUUCGCAUAAUGCUAGAUUUCAUUGUUUUGGUCCAUUGUUAUUCGCCAUUCUCGAACGAAGGUUUUGACAGACGUGAUCGGCGAUACGCAAUUAGUGGUCCUGCCACGAAAAGGUUCUCCGAGUCGGGAGAAAUUCAAACCAUUGUUACCAAGAAUAAUGUCGCACUAGCACUUUCAAUUGCGGCAACUACUCAGGCUCUCUCAAGGCGAAGCCCCUUUCCCAGAAGAAAAACGGUUAUGGUUAUCCGUUCCAUAAUAAUAUCAGUACUCAAUCUUCUUCUCAAUCUUCCUUCCCAUAUUUUGCGGGUUUGGGCAACUAUUGAUGAUUCGAGCUUGAAACAUGACAUUGUAAAUACGAUUGAACCAAUCGCUCAAAUGCUCUACUUCUCGCAAUUCGCCUGUAACGCCUUCUACCUAGCAACCUCGAUAUACGAGACAAACGGAUCUCCAAGGAAUACCGUAAUCGCCAGCAGCAAUCGACAUAUCUCAAGAUGCAUUUCUGAAGAAGAAAAGUUGACUAUCAACAAUGUCAACGCGCAUAGAAUGAGUCGAAUAGUGAUAUUUGUUCAAAUCAUCGCUAGCGUGUCAUCGGGACAAAUUCCCGUGCAUCCCAUAUUCUCGCCAUGCCAAUUCCCCUUGCCAAUCACCGAACCGGGAUAUCACCGUCAAGCAUGCAAUACAAUGUCCCGUCUCCCAUUCAUUUGCGAUCUUCAUCAUUCUCUAGCGCACACAAAUACGAUUGGAAUUGAAAAGGCAUACAAGAGAUACAAAUACGUGUUUACCAAUGGUAAUGCUUCAACAUUGGCUGUGAUUAUUGCUAAACAAUUAGAGCAGCCUGUCACUGUAAACGAUGUAAUGAACAAGCCGGAAUACGCAUGUUUGUUCGACAAUGAAUGUGAUCAAAUCGACGGAGAUAUAGUCACCGCAAUGGUCGGAAACGUGAAGAAAUUUUUAAUGGUUUAUUCAUGGAAAGUUUACGAGCGUUGGUUUGGAGCUCCAGCAGGGUGCUCAAAAGCGAAUCUAUUGGCAUUGGUCGUGAUUGAUGGAGUAGUGAAUGAUGCCCGAAAAAUUCCUUAUGUUCGGCUUCAUACUGGGGCUCCUCGCUUGCGAUUUUCGCUAUCCAAUAUUCAAAGUGAAAUAAAUAACGCACUGGUUCAAGGAUGGCCAUUGGCAAAAGUGAUCGAAGACCUGGUUGAUGAUGUUGGCUACGCAAUGAAGGAAUUCGAUGAGCUCAAUGGAGAACAGAGAGAUCAUUCAGUGCCCUUAUGGGCAAGGAAUCUAUUCCUUAUUUGCUUAGCUUUGGUGGUUACAGCAUUGUUCAUUGAAUGGUACGUUGUUCGAAGGAAAAUCGGAGUACAGAAAAGUGGAUCGAUCAAGAUUGCUUCAGCAAAAAGCAAAACUCAUUUAAUGUUCUAG
Caenorhabditis bovis is the source of this 1953-nucleotide messenger RNA. Lineage: Eukaryota; Metazoa; Nematoda; Chromadorea; Rhabditida; Rhabditidae. The record is from the annotation of a GenBank genome assembly.